AUGCAUGUCUUUUUCUCCGUCCCGCACUGCAGCCUUAAGAAGCAAACAACCGCUCCAACCGACUCACCUACUGGUCUGGACGCGUCAUCUGAGUAUGGUGACGAUGCUGCUUCCAUGGGUGAUGGUACCACUGACGACAGUUCGGAUUUCACCCCCUCUCUCACCAAUAAGAUGUCAUCUGGUGGAGGAUUCGGGGGAGGCUUGGGAACAGGCUCGAGAGCCAGCAUGGGAGCAGGCUCGGGAGCAGGUUCGGGAGCAGGAUUCGGAGCAGUGGAUGAGGGUCUGGAUUCCGAGGAUGGGGAUGGGGAGACAGGCCUGAUCGGGAUUCCCAAGGUCCUCUGGCACCACUGGCGCUGGUCGGAUGGGGGAGGCGGGCUGGGGGCAGAUGGAGGGGAGGAUGAGGAUGACAUGAUGGGAGGAAGUGGCGGGAGUGGUGGGUUGAGGGAUGGAUUUGCCACCAGCAGCAGAGGAGGCGGUAUGUGGGGUGGUAGCAGCAGUGGUGGUGUUGCAGCGGGGGGUAGAGCCGGGGGAGGUGGUGCUGGGGCAGGCGGAAGGUGGGGAGGGAGAGGCGGGCCGACGGGUAUGUCAGCGGAGGAUGAGGAGGAGGAUGGAGUGGGGAGCGCUGGUGGCGGUGGGCUUGGGGGUUACCGCAGUCGUGUACCUACAACGGGGUCUAGAUCAUGGGGAAUGGACGAUGAGGAUGAUAUGGAGACUGGUGGUGGUGGGAAUAGGGGCGGGUUGGCAUCCAGAAGUGGUGCGGGCGUGGAGUCGGCUCAAAUGGACGAGGAGGAGGAGGAAGAGGACGGCAUGUCGACCCACCGGCUGCGCAACGUGGCAUUCCUGCGCAUCCCAGGGACGCCCGUCACAGGGCAGCGCGUGUUGGACUUUGAGCGCCAGCUGGCGUGUGUGUCCCGCGACGGGCUGUGGGCACUCAACUCGACGCCGCGGUGGAUGCCGUGGGACCUUAAUCCGUUGACUGUGGCCCGCCAGCCCAACUAUCGUUCUUGUGACCUGCUCUUUUCCAAAAGGAAGGGUGGUGUGUUUGGGGCAGCAGCGGAGAGGGCGAGGCGAGCCCCCAAUGCAAGAGCAGCAUGGCGGGUGCGCAAGGAGCUGCUGUACCAGUGGCGCCCCUCCAGCCCCCUCCGCUGCCCCUUCCAGCAAUUCAACCGCGAGGGGUUCUGCCGUGCUGUGAGGGGGCGCAACGUGGUGGUGGUGGGAGACGCGUUCAGCCUGGACUGGCACGAUGCUCUUUUGAACCACCUGGUCACUGCACAAACCAAGCACAGAGCAGGGCAGCUGGGCGAUGCCUGGGCCAAUGUCACGGAAGGGGCGUGCUUUGAAAGGGGUCACCGCCUCUGCACCGACUCCCGUGGUGGUGACCAGGAAGGCGGGGAUGGUGUGGUGGUGAGGCGGAGGAGGAUGGCGGGGUUCAACCUGCGGGUGGUGCUGAACGCGUUUGCAGCGCCGGACACGGGGCGCCCCACGCGGCUCAACAACCGCUGGCUCAAGCGUCUCAAGAAGUGGAAAACCAGCAUCCUCGUGCUCUCCCGCACUCCGGCCUUUGGCGACAAGGAGCUGAUGCUGCAGGAAGUAAGGGACACGCUAGAAGCAGUAAGAGACUUGUAUCCGGACAUGCUUGUCAUCUGGCGCAGCGCGGUGGGCGGCCAUCCCAGCUGUCAGCACUUCACUCGCCCGCUCAGGACCCGGCCCGUCUUGCUGGCAGCCAAGGGGAAGAUUCCGGACGUGUGGCUUCGGCAUGCUGAGAUGAACGCCGCCAUCAGGCCUCUUCUCAAGGAGUACGGGGCAGUGUACAUGGACGUUGAUUCAGCCACCUCCCUGCGCCCCGACGGCCAUCACGAGCGCAUGGACGGCAGCAUCAACUGCCACCACUACUGCAUGCCCGGCCCGCUCGACCACUGGAGGAGGGAGGUGGCGCAGCAAGGAGGAGAUAGAGGAGGAGGAGAGGGGGAGGGGGGAUGGAGGAGGAGGGGGGGAGGAGGAGGGAUGGUAGGGGUGGGAGGUGCGGGAGGGUUUGAGGGAGCCGGGACGGUGGGAGGGGGGAUGGGAGUGGGAGGAGGGUUAGGUGAGGGGCAAGUGGAAGGAAGCGGUGGAGAUGGGCGUGGGGGAGUGGAGAGCCCUCAAGAGGCAGAUGUGGCCGGUGCAGGAGCAGGGACUGGUGGUGCGGAAGGUGCUGGUGCUGCUGGUGGCGCUGCUGCUUCUAGUGCUGAUGCUGGUUUGGAAGGGGUGCCUGGUGAAGCAACAGGAGGGGUUGGAGUGGCGGGAGAAGGGACAGCAGCUGCUGCUGAAAAGGAGGCAACAACUUCUGCUGACUCUGGUGGUUCUGGGAGUGUCAUUGCUGCUGGUUCUGCCACUGCUGCCGGCACGACCACUCCUGCUGCUGGUGGCACUGUCAGUAGUGGCGAAGCAGCAAGUGCUGCAGCGGGAUUUUCCUUCCUGUGCGCGCACCCUUGUUACGAUGCACCCUUCUCGUUCUCCUCACACCCCCCUCUUCACCCCACUUCACCUCUAUUACCUCCAUCCUGCAUCAACUUCUCAACGUGCAUCCCAGGGACGCGCAUUCGGGGCGAAGCAGCUGUGGCGGAAGCACAGCAGGAGGUGUCGUGUGUGGCGGAGGAUGGCAAGUGGGUGCGCUUCAACACGCCCCGCUGGCUGCCCUGGUCCCGCGACCCCCACACCAACCCGCGCGCGCCUCACUACGGCACGUGUGAUCUCCUGCAUGUUAACGAAACUGGAGGCAAGGGCAUGUACGGCUUUGCAGCGGACAAGUUUCGGAAGAACCCGGGAGACCGGGAGUGGCACGUGCGGGCGGAGCUGAAAUACCAGUGGAAGUCCAACCGCUUCUGCCCUCCCUUCAUGGGGUUCAACUCAACCUGCCUUUCCUCCUCCCCUCCCAUCUCCGUCGCCCUCUCUCCUUCCGUUUCUCCUCUCGUGACCGGAGGCAAGGGCAUGUACGGCUUUGCAGCGGACAAGUUCCGGAAGAACCCGGGCGACCAGGAGUGGCACGUGCGGGCAGAGCUCAAGUACCAGUGGAAGUCCAACCGCUUCUGCCCGCCCUUCAUGGGGUUCAACCGACACAAGUUCUGUGCGGCGGUGGGGCAGCGCAACGUGCUGUUUGUGGGGGACACGACGCAGCUGGCGCUGCACGACGUGUUUCUCAACCACGUAACCACCAUCGCCACGCAGAAGGAGAUUGGGGACAUCGCUGAUGCCUGGACGGCACCCAACAACCAGCCGGCAUGUGCCACCACCAACCCCCACGUGGUGUGCUCGGACAUUGUCCCAGGGGGCUUCACCUUCCGUGUCGCCCACAACAACCUGCUCACGCCCGACUCGCCGGGAGGGGGAGCAUUCAACCAGCGGUGGCUGGGGCAUUUGAAAAAAUGGAACGUGUCCAUUGUGGUUCUCAACAAGGGCUUUGAGCGGCGACCAACCCCGGUUUAUCUGAAGACGCUCCGUCAGACGCUCACGAAAUUCCGCCAGGUGGCGCCUGACACCCUGCUGAUCUGGCGAUCCACGUGGCGCGGCCAUGAGGGCUGUGAGAAUGCCACGGAGCCAUUGGCAGCGCCGCCCGAUAACGCCACCCGGGCUGGGCCAUGGGCAUUUGUAUUGGAGCAGAACGAGGCGGUGCGGGAUGUGAUCCGGGAAUUUGGUGGUGUGUACAUGAAUCUGGAUGCAUCCUUGUCAAUGCGACCAGAUGGGCACCUACGUCAAUUGAAUGGCCUCACAGAUUGCUACUACUACUGCUUGCCUGGUCCUGUUGACCACUUCAUGCGGCUUUUCUACAACUACCUCCUCAUCCUCGAUAGCAAAGGGCCACUUCUUAUCUCUUCCCUCAUCGUCUCACACACAAGCAGGUCUCAUGUCCCUCGCAACGGGCACGGCAACGGCUAUUCCCGCUGGUCCCGCGACCAAUCAGCUGCUUCAUCCCCACCUCCGGCGUCCGCCCCCAACCGAGCGAGUCACCACCACGACGGAGCAAGCCAUGGGAAGGGAUAUGAGGGGCUGUAUGGGGGGACCCGGUAUGAAGGGCGCCAUGGGAGAGGGUUCGGGAGAGGAGACGUUAGAGGGUACGCUCAGAGUGGGUCCGAGCGGCCUGCUAACCCUGGCGCUUCCCCUUCUCCCUCCUCGUCUACCUCCCCUUCCGCUUCCUCCUCUCCUUCGUUCGGCCAGUCCGCCGCCGCACACUCCCCCUCCUCGCCUGCCUCUUCAACCGCUUCGCCAGAUUCGAAUCCUGCAGCUGCGGGGGCUGUGGGUGCUGCGUCUGGAGAGUUUCCGUUUCAAUCGCAUCACACGAUCCUGGACGUUGAUCAGGUUGAUCCGACGGCUGGCGACGCUGCCGCGUGGGGUGGGCUGGAUUCGACUGUAGCAGCAGCGGCGUGGAAGAGGAGCUUUCUAAAGCGGGUGGUUAACACGAUCACCGAUUCCAAGUACUUCAAUUCCUCUCUUUCGUUCUCUUUCCCUCAUUGUUUCCCCCUCCCACCUUCCGUUCCCGGCCCUCCCUCCAACCUCUCCCGUCCACUCAUAUCAUCCUCCCCGACCCCCUUCCUUACCGCCUUGCUCCACUGCUCCACCCCUCUCCUCUUCGCCAAUCAGCUGAAGAAAGCUGGAUGGCUCAUGGCGGGGGCUGCCACGGCGGCCGUGGGCGUGCAGGUCACAGCACACAUCAUUCAGGCCAUCGAGUCCGUCCCCCUGCUUGCUUCUCUGGAAAUUCUCAUCGGCGCUGCUGUCACCACCAACGUCGCCACCACUAUCGCUGGAGGGGGGGAAGGGAAGAUUGUGGGGAAAAGGGCGAGCUGUGUUGCUAAAGGGGGUAGCGCCCCCGUCUCACCUCCUUGUCUCUCCCUCUCCACCCCUCCUCCUCCCUCCUCACCUCCUCCCUCCACCCCUCGUCCGCCCCUCUCUUCCCCCCCGUGCGCCCACCCUCCCCCCGUCCCCACGCCCCCAUCAGCGCGCGAGCGCCUGGAGCAGCAGUGGGACGAGUUUGUGAAACGAGUCAGCGGCACGUACGGGUUGUCGGACCCGGUGUUUGAUGAGAUGGAGAGCGGCAAGGACCUUGAGGCUCAAAUACAGGACCUGCUGUCGCAGUGCAGUGCGCUUUUAGCCGAUGCAGCACUGCAGCAGGGCGAGCAGAGGCCCCCACACCUCGGAGGCAACACAUCAGGAGGAACCCAGCAGCAGAGGGAGACGCGGGCAGCAGAGGGACUGCGGAGGGCCGCAGAGGGACUUGGUCUCAAGGCAGAGGGCAACACAGGAAAGGAGACAGAGCCUGCAAACAGCACAGGAGAGGAGACAGAGGGGGAGGAGCUAGAGGAAGGGGAAGGGAAGGGAAGGGGCGGAGAGGCUGAUCCUGAGGUGGCUCAGAGGAAGGCUGGCGGGGAGGAGGGGGAGGAAGCAGUGGUGGCAGUGAGGAAGGCGGAGCUGGUGCGGGUGUUAUCUGAGUUCGUGGAGAGGAGGGAGGGCCGGGCGAGGCGGGUGAACCGCAUGCUGCAGCAGGAGGCGCAGGCGGGUAGAGGGCUGGAGGAGCGACUGGGAGAUCUCACCAAGUCACAGCAGGAGGUUCAGGCUGGCAGAGGGCUGCAGGAGCGACUGGUGCAGGUUCAAUGCAUGAGGCCCACCGUCUCAUGCAGUUUCUACACCAUGCUAUGCUAUGCGCUGGAGGUGCGCACAUUGGCGUCCGUGGCAGCAGCACAGAACGUGGCCCGCCUGCAGGCACUAAACGACUCGCUGCAGGGUAUCACUUGUAGCAGCACCACAGAACGUGGCCCGCCUGCAGGCACUAAAGGACUCGCUGCAGGUGAGCUGUGUGGGCUGUACGGGCUGUGUGGGCUGUACGGGACAGUAAGUGCUGAUGGGAUACUCGCCGAUGGGGCUGAUGGACAUGCUGUAUUGAGGGAUACUCGCUGCAGGUGA
Molecule: messenger RNA, 5931 nt
Organism: Closterium sp. Yama58-4
Lineage: Eukaryota; Viridiplantae; Streptophyta; Zygnematophyceae; Desmidiales; Closteriaceae
Source: the annotation of a GenBank genome assembly